UUAGCUUGGCUGAUUUUCUAGUGUUAAGUUAAUAAAUCCGUAUAAUUGUCAAUGCGCCUAAAUGCAAUACAUAUUAUAUAUAUUAUGUAUUCCUGUUACCAGGUUUGAAUCAUCUGUCUUUGAUGUCAUUGGUCCCUAAAACGUUUUGAGCACUUAGGAUCUGUUAAGGCUGUGUGCAUAACGUGCCGCAGCUACAGUGGUGUGUGCAUUUCGGAACUAUGCCUGUCGCUCACAUCAUUACCACGUCAAGUCUUCGAACUGGAGAUAAAGUUAUUUGAAGCAAUUGCUUGAUGAUGUUCCUGGGUACGACGAGUCCUGACAUAUGCCUUUGUAGCUCGACCUUACAUAUAUGAAUCGGAAACAUCUCUCGCCGAGGAGGAGGAUGCAGUUCCAUAAUGGUCUGUGGACACUCAUGCUUCUUGCCAGUGUUGCUGUGGUUAAUGUGGUUUUCAAUCAACCCCUAUGUCUACCGUGCAAGUGCUUUGAUAGCAACGGAAGUUUUAUCGCAAACUGCAGCCACAAAAGUCUGGAUCGAAUACCAUCUUUCCUCCCGAAUUAUACCAAAGAGUUGUUAUUCAGUGGAAACAAUGUGAGCAAACUCUCCAAUGAUUCCUUCGUGACGAUACCUCUACUGACACGUUUAGACUUGUCAAACAUCAGUGUAAGCCUCAUUGAAACGGCAGCUUUUGCUAACUUGUCAAACCUACGCUAUCUGUCAUUACAAGGAAACAACUUAGCAUACAACAAUCUUUCCUCCUCCAUAUUUCAAAACUUGCAAAACCUGACUGUCCUGUACCUAAACAACAACAUUGACACAGAUGACGCUACAGUGGAAUACCCAAGUGAUGCAAUUCAAAGACUGUCGUCUCUUACGACUUUGUAUGUCGAUGGUCUAAAAGAUAAAAUAUUUGCCUCAGGGUUUUCGAAACUAAAAAAUCUAAUUAACCUGACAAUCGAAAGUAGCAAAAAUAAAUGUGACAUGUAUAAUAUAACUCUACACACGUUUAAAUACUUACCCUAUCUUGAACAUGUAAAGAUUAUUCACUGUAAUCUUCACUUUAUUGCACAGGGAUCCUUUCGUCAUCAACAUCAUCUUAAAACGUUGGACUUGUCUCAUAAUAAUGCGCUUACAUUCAAAGGCGUUACACAUGCUACACAUGGAAUAGCAUCAUCACUUGAAGGAUUAUUCAUAGAUGAAAUAGUAAAUCCACACGCGAUUUGCGUUAACAUUACACAGCAAUUUUGUAAAAACCUUAACCACACCAACCUGACUGAAUUACAUGCCAAUAGGAACAGAGUAACCGUAUUUCAGGCAGGGGCACUUAGAUUCCUUCCACCAUCACUGAAAAAGGUUUAUUUAAAGGGAAACAGAUUUGAAUAUUAUACUUACAUUGGGGAUAUUUCAUCUUUAGUGGGAUUAGAAGUGGUUGAUUUAGGAGGUUAUGCCAAUAAGAAACUGCCGUUUCAGUCUCUGGUCGAUUUCAAACAAACUUCAACUUGCACCGACUGUAAUGUUCUAAGUGAACGCCUAAGUUCCACCUCCUUGGACGAUGAACAUUCAUCCUAUCCAGUUACAAUUCAUUUACCUCCAAACCUACAGAAAGUGUAUUUUUCAAUCUCACAAUUGUACUUUCAUAUCGGAAGUUUUGCAGUUACUGAGAACAACAUUACACGAAUUGAUGUUUCACGGAACCUUUUUACAAAAUGGAAUGGAACUAUUGAUGGACUUGAAAAACUUGAAUACUUAGACCUUUCAUAUAAUAUUGCAAAUUAUGCCACAUCGGACUUUUUCAGUUCUUUUCAGAAUCUUAAACGUUUGAACAUUUCCCACAAUCUGCUAGGCACUGUUUUAGGUAUCUCUGGAGGGGAUAUGUUCAGAUCACUGAGCCAGCUUCAGAUCUUGGACCUAUCAGCAAACUACAUAAAUAACUACUCAUCUAUUCUUUUUUCAAACAUGUCAUCGCUGCGAGAGCUAAUCAUUUCUAGGAAUAGGAUAUAUGCCUUACGAUUUGAUAUAAGUCACAUGAAAAACUUAAGACUUUUACAAUGUUCCGGGAACGAAUUACCUGGGUUAACGGAGGACUUUACAACUAGCCUUGACAAACUUUCGGAUCAUCAUAAAAUGACAGUGGACCUAUCACAAAACCCUAUCCAAUGCACAUGCAUCAACCUUCCAUUUCUCUCAUGGAUGGUAACAGCUAAUGCUACAGGCAGAAUUUCGUUUCGAAAUCUUUCAGAGUAUAUAUGCUUUUAUGAUAAUGGGAAAAGGGUGACUCUUGAUAACCUGGAGAAGACUGUGGCAGAUUUAAACGUCUCCUGUCAAUCUUUUCCUUAUCAUUUCGGAUUUUUUGUCGGAAUGUCGUUAGUCGUCCUUGUUACUCUUAGUUUUCUGAUUUGUUCACUACUGUAUCGAUUCCGUUGGAAGUUGAAAUAUUUGUACUAUGCAGCACGACAUAGAUACCGCACAACACAUCCAUCCAAUCACACGUUUGUGUUCGAUGCUUUCGUUUCCUUCGCAGAAGAAGACCGUGAUUUUGUUGUCAAUGAGCUCCUGGUGAAGCUAGAGGAUGAGUCAGACAUGAAGCUGAACUUCCAUCAGAGGGACUUCACCCCUGGCCGUCCUAUAGCUCACAACAUCAUCGAAGCUGUCAAAACCAGCAAACGAACGCUGGUUAUCUUGUCAAGAGAGUUCUUAAAGAGCCACUGGUGCGUCCAUGAGCUUCAGAUGGCUCACAUGGAGAGUGUGUCUACAGGUAGGGAUGUGUUGCUGAUUGUGAUGAUGGAGCACAUUCCGACCAACAAAAUUCCAGUGGAAAUAUUGUAUCAUAUACAAUCGGAUUCUUAUUUGGAAUAUCCAUUGGAAGGGGAGAAACUUAUGUUCUGGAGAAAUCUCAUUGGCUGUCUCAGGGAAUAAAUAACCUGAUACAACGCCUUACCUUUGAAAUAAUCACAAAUAUGCAAGCAUGUAUAUAUGACAAGCUUUAUAACCAGUUAACAGAUUACAAUGAUACAUUACAACUCAAUUAAUCAUGGGCUACAUGUUAAACAACGAGUUGUUUAACAUUCGGCGAAUCUGUUUGAUUGUACGUGAAAUGUAAACAAAUGCAUUUGUAUUCUUCUUUUGACAAGCAUCACUGCCUUACAUGAAAACAUUCAAUAAUCAUUAUAGGUUUUAACCAAUCGCUGUUGUUUUGUAUCUCCUAAGCCAUCAAGUGCCACCUUUCUUAAAGAUGGAAUAUAAUGCGCCAUUAUAUCUGAUGAUAACAAUUAUCUAACAUUACUUUUGUCUCACAAUAUUCUUUUUUGCCAAAGAGUAAUAUGGCAUCUUUAAUUAUCCACCCCAUUGUUACAAUAUCAAUCUGUUAUACUGGAUAUGAUUGUUUGGAUCUUUAUUUCAAUCAUAUUUGUUGAAUUUUCCUCAUCAAUAUAAGUCUGGAUCAAUUACAUUUCCGUUUUGCUAGCAGUAUAUUGUUUACCUUUUGUUGCUAUUGUGAAUAUGUUUACGUUGCUUAAGACUUUCCGAUUACUAUAUUGUCCUGUUACGUGUAAAAGUGUUCUUUUGCUAUGUUCUGUCAAU
Molecule: messenger RNA, 3577 nt
Organism: Haliotis rufescens (red abalone)
Lineage: Eukaryota; Metazoa; Mollusca; Gastropoda; Lepetellida; Haliotidae
Product: toll-like receptor 4
Exons: 2
Coding region: 350-2914 (854 amino acids)
Biological process (GO): toll-like receptor signaling pathway; immune response; inflammatory response
Cellular component (GO): membrane
Molecular function (GO): protein binding; transmembrane signaling receptor activity
Source: RefSeq, a predicted model, not a curated record